AUGGAGACUUCUGCUGUGGAUAUAGAUAAUAUCAUUGAUAGAUUACUAGAGGUUAGAGGUUCAAAACCUGGCCAGCAAGUGGAUUUGCAAGAACAUGAAAUUAGAUUCCUUUGCUCAAAGGCAAGAUCAAUAUUUAUAAAACAACCUAUUUUACUAGAACUAGAAGCCCCAAUUAAAAUAUGUGGUGAUAUUCACGGUCAAUAUUAUGAUUUAUUACGUCUAUUCGAAUAUGGUGGAUUCCCUCCAGAAUCAAACUACUUAUUCUUGGGUGAUUACGUCGAUCGUGGUAAACAAUCUCUAGAGACUAUUUGUUUAUUGUUGGCUUAUAAAAUUAAAUAUCCUGAAAAUUUCUUCAUCUUAAGAGGUAAUCACGAAUGUGCCUCCAUUAAUAGAAUUUAUGGGUUUUAUGAUGAAUGUAAAAGACGUUACAAUAUUAAACUUUGGAAAACUUUCACAGAUUGUUUCAAUUGUUUGCCUAUCGCCGCCAUCAUCGAUGAAAAAAUCUUCUGUAUGCACGGUGGUUUAUCCCCAGAUUUAAAUAGUAUGGAACAAAUUAGAAGAGUUAUGAGACCAACCGAUAUACCUGAUGUCGGUCUAUUAUGUGAUCUUUUAUGGUCAGAUCCUGAUAAAGAUAUAGUCGGUUGGAGUGAAAAUGAUAGAGGUGUCUCCUUCACUUUUGGUCCUGAUGUCGUUAAUAGAUUCUUACAGAAACAAGAUAUGGAAUUGAUUUGUAGAGCGCAUCAAGUUGUCGAAGAUGGUUAUGAAUUCUUCAGUAAAAGACAAUUGGUAACCCUGUUUAGUGCUCCAAACUAUUGUGGUGAAUUUGAUAAUGCAGGUGCAAUGAUGAGUGUGGAUGAAUCUCUAUUGUGUUCUUUCCAAAUUUUAAAACCAGCUCAAAAAAGUUUACCAAGACAACAAGGUAGAAAGAAGAAAUAA
Messenger RNA from Vanderwaltozyma polyspora DSM 70294, 936 nucleotides. It is a transcript of the gene GLC7, whose product is annotated as type 1 serine/threonine-protein phosphatase catalytic subunit GLC7. The record is from RefSeq and is a predicted model, not a curated record. The coding region runs from base 1 to 936 and encodes 311 amino acids. The transcript is spliced from 2 exons. Gene Ontology annotation, molecular function: protein serine/threonine phosphatase activity. NCBI's taxonomy places the organism in Eukaryota, Fungi, Ascomycota, Saccharomycetes, Saccharomycetales, Saccharomycetaceae. Gene Ontology annotation, cellular component: nucleus; cytoplasm.